AUGCCCAAUGCCAACCCUAGAAAGACUCCUACUGGCGCUGAUAAUGGCAGUAUUAGUGGGAAUAACAAUGUCAGUAGCGACAUCUUCUAUUCUAGUCAUCAGACUGAUAUUGAUUCUGGGAUUCAAAGCCUCACAAUGGCCACUGGGAGCUCUCUCUUCGAUACAACUCAAGGCCAACAGCGACAACAACCACUAAACUACGAAGUUAUCACUAACCCGAGUGUGUCAACGCCCCCUUCUUUGAACACCAGUCUGUCAUUUCAUUUAUCCACUGCUCCAACCUUAAGGUCGUAUUCAGCGCAAAAUGUCCGCAGCCUGGAGACAAUCGUCAAUUUCUCAGGACAUGCACCCACACCGCCGUUCCAAUCCCCCAUUGACUGCAAUGGCAGUGUACCAGAUAUCACUAUUGACGUUGGCAGUGAUCGAUCAAAUGAUACAUUAGUCCCAGCUAAAGGGAGUAGAGGGCGGAUAGACAAGGGCAAGGCUCAUCAAAGAGAUUGUAAUUUGGAUCAAUCUGCUAGUGAUUAUAUCACUUUCGAUACCAUUUUAAGAGAAGAUCUGAAAGAUUUUUUAUUGAAUAGAUAUGAUCAACCCAUAUCAGCUUUUACGGAAGUAACAACAGACCCAGAAGCUGUUGCUCCUGUAGUCAACUCGGGCUUCGCAAAACUAAGGUAUAUUAUGAGCGACAAAAGCGCAACUGACGAUAAUUCAGCGGCAGUAGCAGUAAAGACGACAUCUAUGCCACCAACAACGGCAAAGAUGACGGUAGGGAUCUCGCCAACAGGAAAGCGAUAUGUAAAUUCAGGGCUACGCAAUAAAGAUCGCAAGAAAGCUCGCAAGGCCAAAGCCAAGAAAGCACUCACAUUGUUUUCAAACGAACGCCUUUUUAUACAUUGGAUUAGGGCUGGGAUGCUAUUAGGUGGAUUAGCAAUGAUGCUGCUCAACUUUUCAGACGGAAGCAACAUUCACAAAGGAGUUGAUCAUACUAUAGCAAUCCAAGCUGGGAAAAUCGGGGAGCGUGUUGGUGUCUCCUUGCUCGUCAUUUGUCUCAUCUGUCUCAUCUAUGCCUCCACUAUCUUCCAUUGGCGGCACUUGGGCAUAGUCAAAGACAAGAGCGAUGGUCGAUACUUUGACAAAGUUGGUCCCACUUUGCUGACACUUGCAUUACUGAUAACCUACUCUAUCAAUAUUGCCUUGACAAUCCGAACGACAUCCCAGAUGGCGGAUGAUUACGCACCUUCCAUCUUUAAUAAUGAUUUAAACUCUAAUGACUUUCCUAUCAACAAGAGCAAGCCAAUACCUCCCCCAGUAGCCUCAACUGUAAUUUCACCUGCUGCUGCACCAACCCAUAAUUCCCGCGUAUUUGAUGCUCCAUAUUUGCCAGUUGGGCCCACCGUCACGAUCGAUGAGCACAGCGAUGAUGAUCAGGGUGGUGGUGCCGCUGCAGAGCCCACCAAUCAAGAUGAUUCAUCACCAUCUUCGUCGCAACUGUCUCCACCAGGCGAUGCUGUUGAUUCUGAACAUUAA
This is a messenger RNA of Lobosporangium transversale, 1527 nucleotides long. RefSeq lists its product as hypothetical. The record is from RefSeq and is a predicted model, not a curated record. The transcript is spliced from 2 exons. Lineage: Eukaryota; Fungi; Mortierellomycota; Mortierellomycetes; Mortierellales; Mortierellaceae. Bases 1 to 1527 code for a protein of 508 amino acids.